AUGGCGUCCGGAACCCCGCAAGAGUUCCUGUCUCUACCGUCUGGUCCGGAAAGUAACUACGCCAUUGUAUUUGCUGAUCGUUUGACGGACGCCUUUGGAGGAGAAUGCGAUGGCCCGUUACAGGAUCCUUAUUCUGGACGUGCCGGUACCACGACAUUCAGUAAGGUCAGAAUCAAGUUCGAAAACUCUGGGGUCAAGGUUAUCCAAGAUGACUACACAUUUGCCCAAACCAUUGGUGACAACAAUGUACCUUAUGCGGAGGCCGGUGACUGUUACUCCUGGAAACAGGGAUGUGCCAAGGGGACGUUUCAAGUAAAUUUGACGGGAACUGCACUACAGCUGGCACUUGGCGUCCACUGGGUCAUGGGGGAACGAAAUCCGAACUACAUCGCCAUGAAUGAUAUGUUCAUCUCUGAGGACAGAAAGUUUGCCACAGCGCGAUGUGGGGGCUGGUGCGGACACUGCUGGCCUAAAGACAAGAACCUCCUGCUCUCACAUCCGAAUUGCGAACGUCAGACAGACGGCGCCACUGAAACGGACAGUCCACAGUCCCUCAGCUGUUCAACAGCGACUUAUACUUCACUCGUCGUCAGCUGGACUCGGCCGAGUGCGCGCCUGCUCGGGUACAGAGUGAACCAUACGCUGGUUAGUGACAGUCCUUCCGAUGUGAUGACGACAAACGUAUGUCCGGACAGUGAGAGGUCAGUACUCCAGGAUGUCCAGGCUGACCGGGAGUACAAAGUGACAGUCGUAGCUGUGGGCGUGUAUAAGGAAAGCUCUCCAGUGGAGAUGACUUGUGCGACGUUGACGCCCCCACCAGAGGACUUCCAGGCGACAGACGUCACAGAAACUUCCGUCACAGUCUCCUGGAAGCUGAGGACUAACUCCCUCGCUAUUGGCAACAGGGUGUGGGUAACGCGGAGUGAUACCACUGAGAGCCUGUUCACACAGUUCGUGCCCUCAGGUCAAACCGAUGUGACAUUUGAUCGCCUCAGUCCUGCUACAGAGUAUAUGAUAUCAGCCUCGAGCAUCAACAGGUACAACGAAGGACCAGAAACGAGUCUCACUGUGGCAACAGGAACAGACAGUCCAAUGGCUUUGGACGUUGUACAGAAGACAACCAACUCUGUCCUGAUCUCAUGGUUACCACCUAAAGCAGUCCUCACCGCGUACAGCAUAACGUACACAGAAGAAGGGAGAGGUCUACGUACGUCCAUGAUGUUGUCAGGAGACGUGGACAACUAUGAAGUGACAGGUCUGAUUCCCGGUACUCGGUAUGACAUUGAGUUGGUGGCCGUUAGCAGGUUUGGGAGGAGCCUUGCCGCCAGUACAAGUGUUAUAACAGACACAGAUCCACCUUCAAGUCUGAAAAUCACCAAGUCCUCCACCACAUGGCUAUUCCUUGAAUGGAAGUCACCUGUAGCAAACAUUCUGUCCUACGACUUGGAUAUUUUGGACGAAUAUGACACGAAAGGAACAUUGAUAAGCAUUGAGGGACACAGAACAGUAUACAACAUCACUGAUCUUCUACCAGGAACCACAUACGUCAUCAAGAUGGCCGCCGUCAGUGAGCUUGGUCGUAGUGAGGUCAUAACGUAUUCAGGUAGUACAAGUAUGGCAUACACGACAGAAACUACCCCUGGAAAACUAACGCAUCCUCCACCGACCACAAACACGCCCGAGACAGACAGGAAAGAAUACACCGUGCCUCUGGAAUGGACGACAGAAAAUCCUGUUGAAAAACUUCAGAAGCUCGCCCAAGGCCUAGACCAGAGUUUUCCAGAGGUAGUAGGACCAGACGACAUCCUUGAAGUAACUACCAACAUCAAAGAAAUCAUCAAUGCCGGUGAUGCCUCUGAAUCAGAGAUGCUGCCUUCAGUUCUGCAAACUACGGCGAAGAUCACAGAAAAUCUCGCCUCUGCCGCUAGAGGGCUACAGGGUGUAUCAGGAGAGAAGAUGGAGACCAUUGCCGAUGCUUUGGUGCAGACGGCGUCAGCUGUUGUAGAUAUGUUACCGGAACCGGAAACACAGACUGUAAACUAUUCUGACAACUUGUUUGAAAGCGAUGUCAUCGACAUGAGUGACCCUGACUUUUCCCCCAAGCAGCAGCUGAAGAUGUUGAAAGAAAAACAGGAGGAAAAGCAAAGCAUGCAGUCUGUCGCACAGAUCCAGGACAAGAAAGACUACCAACUAUCUUUCUCAGCUGUAGGCUGCUCGUCGUGGAAGGAAAAUAAGAAACAAUGGAUGAUGGAAGACUGUAAUGCCACCAUUAACCUGAAGAAUGGAGCCAUCAACUGCAGGUGUCACAUGUCGGAAUGGAAAGUUUCUGUGGGGACCAUGACUCUUCCAGUUCCCAACUCCAUCAACUUCAUCAACGCGUUCCAGAACUUCCUCCAUCUGAGCGACAACUCCGUAGUGUUCUCCAUCGUGGUGUCUGAGACCAUUCUGUACCUACUUCUCAUGGUUCUUCUGUGCGUGGACUUUCACCGUCUAUGGGUAUCAAUACGAUAUCGCUUCACCUCCCGGAUCAGUCCCACUUCUGGAGUGAUCGGAGAAGCGAACAACCAGAGUAAGCCCCUGUCCAAAGUGAGUCUGAUCCCGCCAGACAGGAUGCCGGCACCUCACGUCUAUCAGCUCACGGUCACCACCGGGUCCAUGUUCGGGGCAGGGACCACCUCACGGAUCGGACUCCAACUCUUCGGGUCAGAGGCCACAUCUCCAGUCAAGAUGCUCAACCCAGGAGGAGAGGAGUUGGUUCGUGGAAGUACUUUGCAUUUUGUCAUGCCUGUGCGAGAGUCACUUGGAGAAGUGAUGUUGUUGCACAUCUGGCAUGAUAACUCUGGGGAAGGCGACACGGCAUCCUGGUUCCUCGGAAGUUUUGUCGUCAGAGAUGUAGAAAAGGAUGUUGUAUCUUACUUCAUCUGCAAUGACUGGUUGUCGACAGAGAAAGGGGACGGUGAAGUGCAGAAGGUGGUUCACUCAAGCACUGAGGCGGAACUGACAUCUUUUACCAACGUCUUCAAUGAAGCAACCAGAGAUGUACUGUAUGAUAAACAGCUGUGGGCAUCUGCCAUUGUAGCAGCGCCUGGGUCCAGCUUCACCAAGGCCCAGCGUCUGUCCUGCUGCUUUACUCUGGUGAACACCAUGAUGCUGGCCAGCGCCAUGUGGUACAAGGCAGAGAAUACAACUGCUAACGCAAGGGUGUUUAACCUGGGAUUUGUUCGUUUCACUGUUGAGAUCUUUGUGCUGUCUGUUGCCCUGGCUGCUAUCUUUACCCUCCCGUUCCUCAACAAGCCAGCAGCUAUCCGGAAAGAAGACCUGCAGCUGGACCUGUGGAAUUCAACAGCACCGAAGAAGAUUUACGCACCUGUAAAGCCUGAUGGUCAAUCGGCCAGGAAGAAGAAGGAGCUGGGUAAGAAGUCAGCUUCUGUACUGAAGGAGUUUCUUCUGCUGCUUGUCUUCGUGGUCCUCCUCUUCUACAUCGCCCAGGCGGACAAAGACCAACAUGCCGUCUAUGAGAGACAGUCACUGUCCAACAAUAUUCUGCAAGAAUAUGAUGCGAUCAAAACCCCGGACCAGUUUUACAGUUGGCUUGAGGACGUGUGGAUGCCGACCCUUUACCCAACCACCUGGUACAACGGAAAGAACAUGAAGUACUUAGACCGACAGUUUGCACACAACACGGGAUCCUUCCGCGUCGGUCCACCACGGCUGACACAAAUUAGACAACUUCCAGGUGACCUUGGGUUUGUACGAUUUCUUGACCUGACUGCUGCCUUGUGGUGGGAUGCGUGUUUCAAGCACGUCUUGGGCCUUGUUGUCUUCAUCAACACCAUCACCCUACUUCGCGUCGUCCGCUUCAGUCAAACGGUUGGCAAACUGCUGGCCAUCCCCGGUAUCAUGAAGGACGAGCUCCUGUCCUUCUUAGUUGUUGCUGCCGUUGCCUUCAUGGCCUUUGUCAGUUCAGGACACCUCAUCUUUGGAAGCCACAUGGAAUCUUACACAGACCUGUACCAUACAAUGUUUGCACUCUUCGAGAUGAUGCUUGGCAGGUUCUUCGCCCAGGACAUGGUGGAUUCCAACCCUCUCACCGGGCCGAUCUUCUUCUCUUCCUUCAUGAUCUGCAUCUUCAUCCUCCUGAUGAACUUCCUCAUGACCAUCGUCUGUGACGCCAUUUCCGCUGACGUUGACGUCACCCACGACUCUGAACUUGCUGAGUACAUCUGGAGGAGUUUCCGGGCUAUGUUGGGGUUACACAGCACGCCGGAUAAGGAGGAUAAACCAGGUGUACUAAAGAUGGAGGAGUUGAAAGCCAACAUAUGCAUGAUCCGGGACAAACUUGACCAAAGUCUGGACAUCUGCAACUCCAUCCUGCCACCGCCUUCACGUCAACAGAAGAGUAGCCCGACCUCAGACGUGCUUAACCUUCUGAAGUAUGGCCGUUUUAACGCUUCUUACAAAGUCAUCUGCAGAGAACAUAAACUAGCAACGAUUGACGAGGAGGAUGCAUAUGCCAUCAUGGACGUACAAGCCGUCGCUCUUACGUCUGGAAACCCGGAUAACGUCAACGUAAAGGACUUUGACAUUGACACCGAAAUCCAAACCCUGAUGCAAGAAUAUGAGAAAGAAGAGAAAUCGUACCAACAAAUGGCAGAGAAUAAACUACUAACAGAAGUGAGAGUGCAGACCAAGAAAAUCGAAGAUAUCCUUUCGAGGAUGAACCGCAGUACGGCCGAAGCAGGUGUGCAGGAGGUGGCCCAGUGUGCCCAGGUUGCAGCAGCUUCAUAUGAGAAACAUCAUACAAUGACUGGUACACAAGAAUCAGCACAAUGUCCUUCAAGAAACGUGUGGAUCUCCGAUCUAAGGCUCACCGCUGAAGACAAGGCCGUACUCCUUAGUGAUGAGGUGCUGACAGACAAACACAUCCAUGCCGCACAGAUGUUACUCCGCCGUCAGUAUCCAGGAUUGGGAGGACUACAAGAUACGGCAGUAGGAGCGUCUUCGUACGGAUACACACGGGUCUCCGGAGAAGGUCUACAGAUUCACCACACCGGCCAAUUCCACUGGGUAGUCUCGUCCUCCAUAGGUGGACAUGUCAGUGUGUAUAACAGUAUCCCCAGUGGAAUAAAUGAUUCAUUGGAGUACCAGUUGUGUCAGUGCUACCAGCCAGUCUCCAACUUGGACACCGAUGUACUAAUUGUCAAAUUACCACGUGUGCAGCUGCAGAGUAGCAGCAGUACCUGCGGACUGUUUGCCAUAGCGUGGGCGGUAGACAUCGCGAUGGGGACGGAUGUGGCCCAGGUCUGGUACGACGAAAGCAAGAUGAGAGCCCAUCUCCUGGACUGCUUCAAACGUCGUCACCUGACACCCUUCCCUCGAGUCCGUUGGAUCCCCAGCGGGCGAUCCAGCUCGGAUCACCGGAUCACUUUGGUUUGCCGCUGCCGGCGAGGCUUCGCAGGCGAGAGACUUGGAGGACUGAUUAAGUGUAAGAAAUGUCACCAGGUGUUUCACAUGGCCUGCUGUUUUAUUGAAGAAAGACGCAAGAAAAAGUACACAUGUGGAAGGUGCUCCGGGCAUAGGAACUGA
Messenger RNA from Branchiostoma belcheri (Belcher's lancelet), 5586 nucleotides. RefSeq lists its product as uncharacterized. The record is from RefSeq and is a predicted model, not a curated record. The transcript has 28 exons. Gene Ontology annotation, molecular function: metalloendopeptidase activity; zinc ion binding; calcium channel activity. Gene Ontology annotation, biological process: detection of mechanical stimulus. Gene Ontology annotation, cellular component: membrane. Bases 1 to 5586 code for a protein of 1861 amino acids. Lineage: Eukaryota; Metazoa; Chordata; Leptocardii; Amphioxiformes; Branchiostomatidae.